Setaria italica (foxtail millet) is the source of this 1755-nucleotide messenger RNA. RefSeq names its product probable protein kinase At2g41970. The transcript has 7 exons. Lineage: Eukaryota; Viridiplantae; Streptophyta; Magnoliopsida; Poales; Poaceae. Gene Ontology annotation, biological process: protein phosphorylation. The record is from RefSeq and is a predicted model, not a curated record. The coding region runs from base 397 to 1488 and encodes 363 amino acids. Gene Ontology annotation, molecular function: ATP binding; protein tyrosine kinase activity.
CCGGCCCUGCUUCUCGCUCGUAGGUGCCGCCGGAGCUUGCUUUUGGGGAGGUAAUUCAUGAGCUAGCUUUAUUUCCACCAUCGAUCACGCAUGUCCGCAUUGGUUCUGGAUCCUCGAUCUGCUUGUUGCCGAUUUCUCUCGAUCUGGGGAUCAUAUCCAUCAACGAAUCCGUUUCCGAUCUUCGAUUUCUUUUCGUUAGCAAAUCAAAUAAUUUGUGCUGUUCCUCUCUCUGAUAAGAGAAUGUGAUCAUCUGUCCUGUGAUGCUGGGGCACAAAAUGGCGAAUGAAUCCAGGUCAUGCGGCAUGAUCUGCUGACCGCCCCCAAAUCAACCCCGCGCAUCGUCGUCAUCCAGUCCGGCGAGGAGGAGGAGGAGGAGGAGGAGGAGAGGAGCCAGAGAUGUCUUGCUGCGGAGGCGCCGAGGAGGACAGCUACGGCCCGCCGGCCAACCAGGCGGCUCCGCCACCCAAUGCCAACGCCCCCGGCAACAGAGGCGGGCCGAGGGGGCCGGGCGCGCCCAGGCCUGGGGGCCCCGCCAAGCCCGUCAGCAUCGACGUGCCCGCCAUACCCUUCGACGAGCUCAAGAAGAUCACCAACAACUUCAGCGACCGUGCCCUCAUCGGCGAGGGCUCCUACGGCCGCGUCUACAACGCCACGCUCAGCGACGGCCGCGCCGCCGUCAUCAAGAAGCUCGACACCAGCGCAUCGCAGGACUCCGACUCCGACUUCGCCGCGCAGAUAGCGAUGGUCUCCAAGCUCAAGAACGAGUACUUCCUCGAGCUCAUGGGGUACUGCUUGGAGGAUGGCAACCGCAUGCUGGCCUAUCAGUUUGCCACCAUGGGUUCUUUGCAUAACAUACUACACGGGAAGAAAGGAGUUCAGGGUGCCGAGCCCGGUCCGGUCCUGAACUGGUUGCAGCGAGUGAAGAUAGCUUACGGAGCGGCGAGAGGGCUAGAGUACCUCCACGAGAAAGUCCAGCCGUCGAUUGUGCAUCGAGAUAUUCGGUCCAGCAACGUUCUUAUAUUCGACGACUUCAGCUCCAAGAUUGCUGAUUUCAACCUGACCAACCAGGGGACCGACACCGCUGCCCGGUUGCACUCGACCCGUGUGCUAGGAACGUUUGGAUACCAUGCCCCAGAAUAUGCUAUGACGGGCCAAAUCAACCAAAAGAGUGAUGUAUACAGUUUUGGUGUGAUUCUCCUAGAGCUACUGACAGGAAGGAAACCGGUCGAUCACACCAUGCCGAAAGGGCAGCAAAGUCUUGUUACUUGGGCCACUCCAAGGUUGAGUGAAGAUAAAGUGAAGCAGUGUGUUGAUCCCAAGCUCAACAACGACUACCCUCCAAAGGCUGUCGCAAAGCUGGCAGCUGUUGCAGCGUUGUGCGUUCAGUAUGAAUCCGACUUCCGACCGAACAUGACCAUCGUCGUGAAGGCAAUCCAGCCUCUUCUAAAUGCUCCCAAACCAGCCGCUCCAGCAGCGCCACAAUCCUGAUCAAUCGGAUGAGAGUAUUAGUCUUGCACAUUGCUGAUUCCUGAACUUGGUUCCCCUCUGUUUCUGAUUGCAAAUGUAUGUUUUAAGGAACCACGCAUCCUUGCUCCAUCAGUCCAGCGCCUAUGCUUCUGUAAAAAGCCACUUAUCUGCCAGUACUGCAGGAUACAUAUAGGGGAAUUUUGUAAAAUGUUAAUCUGGUACGCUGAAUUAGCGUGUUUUUUUUGUAUGUCUCGUGAGUGUGACAUAACAUGUGCAUUUUUUUUGCAA